Mya arenaria is the source of this 6077-nucleotide messenger RNA. RefSeq lists its product as uncharacterized. Gene Ontology annotation, cellular component: cytoplasm. The transcript is spliced from 5 exons. The record is from RefSeq and is a predicted model, not a curated record. The coding region runs from base 223 to 5178 and encodes 1651 amino acids. Lineage: Eukaryota; Metazoa; Mollusca; Bivalvia; Myida; Myidae.
CAGACCAUGAAGAAGCAAGGUCGCUUGACGCCAUGUUAAAACUUCUUAAGCCAUGUUAAAACUUCUUAAGCCAUUAAAGGAAAAUAUUUGUUGUUUUUAUACGUGAAUGGAGGUUAUAUAGUACCUGAUAGUCACUGUACAAGAAUGGGAAUCAGAUAAGAAGUGCAUAGAUUCAGGUGAAAAGCAUAUUGCGGCCAACUACUGCAGUUAUUUCAACCAACAAUGGCUGAAAGUCAGGGACACUCUUCCAUGAAAGAACACGAUGACAUAUCAACAAAGUUUGAACAACUUGAGAUAGAAUCGUUAGACAGGAUGACGCAAACUGGUUAUGCGGUUAUCAAACAUGUUGAUGAUGAGCUCGAAGUACGAAAGAAGGAAUGGACCGAUACCCAACAACCAAAUACAGGAUCAAAGACGGUUAUCAAGAACUGCAACAGUGUUGUAAUUGGAGAAACCAACAUCAUCGUUCAAAAUCAAGACAACACGGUUAAGAAUAGAGAAAAAUUUGUCGAUGAUAAGACGAAGAAACUAGCCGGUAGACAUAUUGUUUCAACUAUCCUGGAAAGAGCUGGUGGAACGCUUAAAUAUUCUGAACUUAAAGAUGAGGUUGACAAAGAACUCAAAACCGAGGGUAUAGAGUUCUUUUCAAAAGUUAGCGGUUGGACAUUGCCUGAAUUCUUGACUUGGGAAAAGGACAUAUACAAAUUGCAGAAGAAAAGAAAGAAUAGAAUCCGGUCAGUAACACUCAGGGAGAUAUACAGAACGGCCCCGACAACAAAGAUGCAAUCUCGUUUAUCAGGAAACCGGACACAUCACGUAGACAAAAGCGUAAUAACAGUGGAUUCCUCCAAUGAGUGCGCAUCCGGAAUUAACCCAGAAUCCAUGCAACCUCAAGCAGAUGUGGAAGAAUGGACAGUUGUAAAACCACAGCGAUCUAGAAAAACUUCCACAAAACCUGAUUCAGAGAAGAGUAGUCAAAGUAUUCCAAACGAUGAAGCUGAUCUUUUUAUUUCAACAUUUCUUCAACAACCCUUUGCUGAUUUUGACCAAAACAUAUUUGAGAACAUAAUAUCAACGGGUGAAGACGACAGAACAAUAUUCGUGAAGUCGCUUAGCACAUAUGAGGCUAAGCCAUUUUCAUUCUGUGUUGACGUAAUAAGUUUGUGGAACACGCCUAUGAAUGGACCGUCUCAUAUUGUUGUUGGUAUCGAUACAGACUCUACUCUUCUUGGGGUGAAUAAGUGCAUUGAUGAAGACUUCUUCACAAAGCUUUUCCACCCAGAAUAUUUUACAACAAUGCCUUUUUACUCGACGGAAAAAAUCAUGUACAACUCAAAAGCGUUUUACAUAGUAAAGGUAAAUGAAAGCAAAGGUUCCGGGGUACCAUGUGUUAUAAAACGACCUCUUAUUUCUUUCAAAAGAAAUGAAAUUGUAGCAAGAAAGCUUAAACAGAACGUGGUCUACGAAGCAUCCUCAGACGAAAUACAAGAUAUUUUCCUAUGGUUUUCGCAGUUACAUAAACAAGAAAUUACUUCUGCAAAAAGUUUUGACAAAGAUAAGAAAUCCAAAGAGAUCCUUGUUGAAGCGAAAGAGACAGAAAACGAAGACGAACUAUCUGACUUUUGGAAAGAAGUUAAUGGCUUCAAAAAAGGUAACUUUCUUCUCAUAACCGGUGACGUUCAAGAAUCGCGACACUUACACAACCUUGGACUUCUUCCAUGGAUAGCAGUGUAUGAUUUCGAUAUCAACAGCCCCGAGAAUGGUAUAUUUAAUAGAUGUGAAUAUUCGUUAGGGAAAAAAAGGUGUCUAAAGGUUUGCAAUUGGAAUGACGACAUCAAUGACCCAUUUACAGAAAAUGGCACCAAGUGGUGUUUUCUUAGGGGACGCAAGGACAUAAAGGAAUCAAGAACUGACCUAAAAAACGGUGAAACUGAAGACAGCAACUUCUGGUACAAAAAGGUAAAAGAGACAAUCAAGACGAAUGCCAAAAAUAUAGCCACUUUUAUGGACUGCCGAACACUAACAGUUAUCAUUCUUUGGCCGGAGAAUGAAAAGCUCGUGAUGUUUAUGAAAGAGUUCUUAAAUAGUUUGAAGUAUGAGCUGCAAGAUUUACCUAAUGUGUUGCUUGUUAAAAGUCAAAAUAAUCCAGUAACAGAAAACGGACAUACCUGUAUGAAAGCAAUGUCAAAUGAAUUCGGUGUCACUUUUCAGUCGUUUGACAUAUCCAUCGGAGAUCUAUGUGUUCAAAUAGUUGAUAAGAUGCAAAUCGAUGAAACUAAAAACGGGUUCAGCCUUGAACUACCAUGUGCAUCGGACAGUGGAAAAUGUCACACCUGCGUAAUUCCAGAGGAGAAAGCAGCUUGGUUGGCUGAAAAUCUUGACGUUCUUUAUCUUAACGCUCCAUUUGGAAGAAGAAUUCCCGAUGAUAAAAGCCUGGAUGAAGAGCUAGCUCUGUUUCGAAAGGGUGGAACGAUAAGCUGGCCUGCAAUGUACAAUGUCAACUUCAAGAAAGCUGUUAUUGAAAGGGACGUCCAGAGCGAACUGAAGAAACAAGUUCAAGCACAUCUUUGCACCAAACCGUCAGAUGUGAGACUCUUCCACUCUCCAGGCGCCGGCGGAACAACACUAGCCAGAGAGCUAGUUUGGGAAAUGCAUUACGAUUACCCUUGCGUCCAGUUGAGAAACAGAAUAGUUAUGAAUGAUGAUGACUCUCUUGAAACGCGACUUCAAUACCUUCACGAACAGACUGGUUUGCCACUUUUGCUUCUGGUGGACUCGGACGGUUUGUCAGACGAUAUCUAUCUGAAGCAAUUGAAUGACACAGUAACACUGUAUGUGAGAAGGUAUUUUUAUCCACCUGGCAAAUCCGGAAAAGGGUUGAUCUUCCUGCCAAAUAAAGUAUCACAACGAGAGGCAACACAACUCGUCGAAAUUCUCACUCCAUUCUGUGACACAGGAAGAAAAAGGCGGCAAUUGACAAGUUUUCAAGAAAAGGCUCGAGAGGGAAAAGCCCAUUUGUAUGACUUCGGGUUGACUGUGUACCUGCAUGAAUAUCAAGGUAUCGUAAGUUACGUCAGAAAUUGCUUGAAGCUGAAGGAAUCCAGACUUCAGCCGGAUCAAAAGUGCUUGGCAUUUUUGUCUCUUGUUCAAUACUACGGCCAUUCUAGUAUUCCCUGUCAGUUUUUCGCUACCAUGUUUGGUAUGCCAACAAAUUUUGCCAUGGAUAUACACGACUUUCCUUCAACUGUAUUUGAGUUUGUGGUAAGUGAUAUGAACGCAUACAGAACUGACAACAUUCGUAUAUGCCACAACAUCAUUGCGAAGGAAAUAUUGGAGCAAACUAUGUCUGUACAUUUACAAGAAGGCAAUGCAAACAGAGGAGAUGUGCUUAGCGAUGCUGCCCGCCAGAAACUGUUUGAUUUGUGUGUAGACUUCAUAGAGUAUGCGAGUAGAAAAAACAGCACACUAACUACUUGUAUACGAGAUAUUUUGACAAGAACAUUUAUUUCAAGAGCUCAUCCCUCCAAACUUGAUGGCGAACGAACAAAGAAAAAGGUGAAGUUGUCGAGACUUUUAGAAGACAUUCCAGCGAAACCACCGCUGUUUACACAAAGAAAAGAACUGCUCAACACUCUAAAGACAUCGUUUCCUAAAAGUCCGAGUUUUCACGCUCAUCUGGGUCGGUUUUACGUGCAUUGUAGGCAUGACGAAGAACAAGAGGCCGAAAAAUAUUUCCGUGAAGCCGAACGCUUGUGCGAGGAACAAAUAAAAGCCUGUGAAUCAAAUUCAACACAGGACAGAGAUCGGAUGCGUCUAGAAGCGUCACAAGUAUACCAUAUGUUUGGCGUGAUGAAGAAAAUUUCUGUCUUGAGAAGAAAAACAAAGGUCAGCGAUAAAAAACUGAAUGAAAUCAUUCCCUGUGCAAAAGAAGCAAGUGAACUUUUCGAAAAGAGUCGGAUUAACACACCUGCAUCACAUAUCUACACGUAUGCGUUUACUGACGACAUCGAGGUCCGCCUUCUCGUUUGCGAAGUCAUCAAGACUUUUUUAGGUGAAACAUGGACAGAGAAGGUUAGAAGAAAUUUUAGACUGAAGUGUUUGAUUGAAACACAUAUGGUGACCAUCAAAAACCUUGUACAUGAAUGUUUGCGAAAUCAAUUGAUGAGCGAAGAUGAUAUGAAGUCGAUGAUGAUGUUGAACGGACGAUACAACGCCAUAUUUGGUCAUUUUAUUGAUACAAUGGAUUUUUCAGGCCGGCUGUCUCAGAAUACAUUGUUACUCUGCGAUCGAAGGCUGAAAAUAGCUGCAAUGACUGCAAGGAAUGGGAAACGGGACAUCUUUGACUAUUUGGAUGCAGAAACCAACGGCAACAAGAUAGUUGAGCUAGUAGAUAUGUACGAACAAAACUUUAGAGAAAUGUUCAGAUCAGGUUUACAAGAGGAAGAGAAAAUGGUACUUGAAAAUGAAAUGAUUGCAUGGUUGCAAGCGAUACGGCACACUAAAUUCACAAGGCAGUAUUCGGUGGAAGAAGUCCUUUUGCAGGUACAAAAAUGGGAUAGCUAUUUCAAAAACGCAAUAUCUUUGUAUUACACAUUCAUAUGUAAUGCUCUUCUUGGCAUUGGUGUUGGUGGGGUUCCACCGAACAAGGAACUCUUGGAAAGUGCAGGUGAAUUAGUCUGCAAUUUGCGAAAGAAACACAUGACGGUGAUCAAAUCCUCAACUCCUCGUGAAUGGCUUGGAAAAACAAACCAGGGUUUCAGAACGCUGGUAUCAGCUGAUCCAAGGAUGGGGAUCCCCAUAGGAACCCGCUUUCCGACCUCAGCCGUUCUUGCUCUUUGUGUGGGUAUCAUUGCAAAGCCAAAGUCAGCGAGCGAAACAACAACAAAUGCAGUGAUUAUAUUAACUGUACACACAAAGCGUGGACAAUUCGAUGUUCACGUCAGAUUUGAACCAAAAGCAGCCAAACUUCAAGUUAGUACCUGUUGUGGAAUGAAGGUUGAAUUUAAUUUGGCCUUCACGAUUAAGAAUGGAUACGAAGCUUACAACGUGAAACUUCUAAGGAGGUACGCAUGUCCAGGAUGUGGAACGCGAAUUGGUUUUACAAGCGAACAGAUAUGUCUGCGAUGCUUCAAAUGCAAUGUUGAUGUUUUCAAAGAUGAUUUCAACAUGGAUAGAUAGAUUUAAGACACGAUAAGCUGUGGAGUUAGAUGUAAGAUAUGAUAACAUACUUUCAAAGAUUAACAAACCAUUUCAGUAUAGUAAAGACGGCUUACAAUUUUUGGUGAAGUCUAGUGUUUUGAAAUUCAACUCUUACAAUUUAAAAUCGAUUUACAAUUUAAAAAGAUACCAGAUUUAAGCCCAUUUAAAAGAAUAGCUCUUGAAAUAAUGAAGUGAUAUAUUCGACCAAAACCAUUGUAAUGAAUUAGAGUAGAAAAUCCGCCAAUCUGCUGCUUAUACUUAGCGCCGUUUCAUCAAGAUACCUAUGAGUAAUCAUGUAGCUAGAAAGGUUUUAAAAACAAUGUAGUUAUGCUGUUCAAAAAUAAAUAUGACCUAUAAACACAAUUGCUCCCGUAGGAAUCUUGAUGAUAUAGCCUCAAGGUGUACAUGUUUUGAAUUUUCAUGUAUGUACGUAUAUGUGAUUUUGAUAUGGUUUUAUAUUAAGAGUAAUAGUAUAAAUGUGUUAAAUGCUUGCAUGUUUGAUUAAUUCGUUAUUUUCCUCACUAUUGUGGGAAUGUAUAAGAUAGAAACUGAUCUCUUGUAUGUACGGAAAUAGUGUGAGAUAUUUCAGGGGUGGUAUUCAAUAUGCAACUUAUGUCAAUCUUAUGGGCAUACAUCAUUGACUCUAUUCACUGUAUAGGUCCGUUAUUUAUUACGAGCAAUCCGAUUAGCUACAUCGUUCUUAGGUCCAAUAAGACGAGUAAUGAACACAACCCCAGAUAUCUAUAAUUUAUUACGUUUUUUUUAAUUUUAUUUGUAAAUAAGAUAUAUGACAUGAACACUCAUAGUGUGUGAUAUUUGAGAUAUGUAUAAUGUAAUAUUUUUUAGUUUAAUUUGUGAAUAAAAAGAAAUAAAGUGGU